GAGGUUUCUUGCACCUAGAAAUUUGCUAAACAAAAGUGCCAGUUGUUGCUGACAAGAGAAUGAUCUUUUACUACGGAGAUGGUGGUACAAAUACCCUGCACUACAUGUACUUGCUCUUGCUUAUCCCAUUGUUUGUACUGAUUUGUAUCUAUUACUUUCUAAUGAGAAGACGGAGAAGGAGGCUAUUGACGGCCCAGAUGAAUGCCAAUUACUAUGCUGGAGCACCACCACAGGGCUAUACGCCGGGACAACCCCCACCUGGAAUGAACUAUCCAAUGGGACAGUUCUCGCGAGGACAAUUUCAACAGGGACAAUAUCCUAUGGGUCAGUAUCCAGCUGGAACUGGAGAAAAGGGCUUUAACCAAGCUCCACCAGAAUAUUACACUGGUGCCGCCGCCUCGCACGAGUUUCCAGCACCAGCAGGACCACCUCCCGGUGUUUCGAGCCCUCCAGAUGCUGCCCACUUGAGGUGAGUGCACUUCGGACUGGUUUUUGCCUGGAAUAGCAUUUAAUUUGUUAAUAUAUAAGUCCUGCCCCACUUGUAAAAUAUUUAAGCCCAGAUACUUUCGUCUGUGUGUCAUAAGUUCGUCUUAUAAUAAAUGCACUAUAGUCUUCUCUACAAAUUAUAUAAUCUAGAAUACCGAUCAAUCUCCGCAUCAAUUCUUGACACCCACAUCUCUCGUUCCUGUCGAGAUCUCGCCAUUAGAACAAUACUUUGACCUGUAAUCCCCAACUUCGAUACGAUUUUAACGAGAUUCGGGUUCCUAGGCUCGAUGCUCUUAUCAUGUUUAGUUCGCAAACUCCUUUUCCUGCCAAACCAUAGAGUGAAACAUCUCACAGACUCUUCCUCUUGGGACUUCCACCCAUCCACAUAGAUUCUUGGUAAGGCUUUAUAACCAGGAUGCGAAGAAUCAAGGGUUUGGUGACUUUGAACCAAGUCCAGCUCGGUUUGGAAACCUGAAUAAACAUAGCAGUCAGGUAGUGCGAUAGUGAGUUCAUGGUGAAAGUAAGGAACAGUUUUCCAUUCUCCAGUAA
Yamadazyma tenuis ATCC 10573 is the source of this 1035-nucleotide messenger RNA. The record is from RefSeq and is a predicted model, not a curated record. Lineage: Eukaryota; Fungi; Ascomycota; Pichiomycetes; Serinales; Debaryomycetaceae.